CCAGUCCUGUUUAUGCCACAAUCGAGGAGACCCCGAGGCUGGUUGUCAUUUUAACGAAACCGGCUUCUCCAAUGGCUUGUGGUGUCUUCCUUUUUGGUCUGUUUUUCAUUGUUCUUUCCAGCCCGUUUUCAGCAAGUAAAAAAGGUGUUAAAGCCCAGGAUCCAUGGCUCUCGCAACCCCAGAGCUCUGUUUCGGUCGCAAAAGGGGAAGUUCUCCACCUGGAGUGUGAAGUGAGUAAAAACCGCAUACCUGGUGGUGUGAAAUGGUUCUUGGGAGAAAAACCUCAACGGAAGCUCAUCUACGCAGAUGUCGAGAUUGAUGAAAAUGAUGAAAGAAUAACCAGGAAUUCUCCACGUUCUGACACGGAUUUCUCCAUCUCCAUCCACAACUUUAGUCUGGAAGACGCGGGGACUUAUUACUGUGUGAAGGAGAAGAAAGGGGCGCAUGGAACUACAGAUUGGCUUAAAGGACGUGGGACUGAGGUGGUUGUAAAAGCUUCUAGAGAUAACAGUUCAGUCAUCCCCAUUGCUGCUGGAGUCUCUGGAGUCUUCAUCCUGGUUUGUUUGUUCUGCGUGGCGCUUUAUGUCUACCUAAAGAUGAAAAAAGAGGAGCGAAAUUGGGCGUGUCUUUGUUACCGAUCAAAGGAUGAACAGUUUGAAGGUCUAAGGAACAACCAUACAAGGUCCGACUUUCCAAAAAAACAGCAAACUUCUAAGCCGAUUUCUGGGGAUAAAGAGAUCGUCUACGCUGACCUGAAAGACCCAAGUGAAUUACAGCUUCCUAAGAAAAUCAAUUCGGAAGAGCGCUCGGAAUAUGCUACCAUUAAAGGAGCGCCAAGUAGGGCCGCAGACAAAGAAACUUUUCACAACCUGAAUCUGUGACCGAAAAAUGGAGACGAGAUCGUUUCACGCUUGGCAUUUCUGAGCCAAACGGAACUUCGGAACUUCACCUGAUUCUAAAUGCAGAUGUUUGCCGGUUGUUAAAACAGGCACAUCAAAAACGGUUGUAUAAAAUUAUCAUAUAAUAAAAUACGGAUGAUAGAAAAUACAAUGGACCAAAACAUAAGGAAGAAAGGUUGCAGGAAUCGGGCAUGUCUGGUUUAACGAAAAGAAGGACCAGGAUGUGACAUGAUAGCAGUCUUCCAAUAUUGGAGGAGGGGCUGCCACGAAGAAGAGUUGGGGGUCAACCUAUUCUCCAGAGUACCUUGAAGGCAAGAAAAGAAGCAACGGAUGGAAACUGAUCAAGGAGAGAAGCAAACUGGAACGAAGGAGAAAUUUCCUGACAGGGAGAACAAUUAACCUGUGGAACAGCUUGCCACCAGAAGUUGUGGGUGCUCCAUCACUGGAGGUUUUAAAGAAGAGAUAAGACAACUGUUUGUCUGGAGUGGUAUAGAGUCUCUUGCUUGAACAGGGUGUUGGACA
Messenger RNA from Pantherophis guttatus, 1421 nucleotides. RefSeq names its product tyrosine-protein phosphatase non-receptor type substrate 1-like. The record is from RefSeq and is a predicted model, not a curated record. NCBI's taxonomy places the organism in Eukaryota, Metazoa, Chordata, Lepidosauria, Squamata, Colubridae.